This is a messenger RNA of Chaetura pelagica (chimney swift), 3474 nucleotides long. It is a transcript of the gene MEI1, whose product is annotated as meiosis inhibitor 1. The record is from RefSeq and is a predicted model, not a curated record. The transcript has 27 exons. Gene Ontology annotation, biological process: meiosis I. Bases 1 to 3474 code for a protein of 1157 amino acids. NCBI's taxonomy places the organism in Eukaryota, Metazoa, Chordata, Aves, Apodiformes, Apodidae.
AUGUUACAUAGUGUGGAAGACAGCAGUGCCCUGGACCUCAUUGUAGAAGUUCUGGUGUGGCUUGUGGUGGAGCUGAAGUCAGAGCAGUACUUACGCUGCAUUUUGGAUGAAAGCCAAAAAGAGCUGUGCAAAGCAACUACCCUGAGAAGCAGCCUGCCCACGUUCACUCUCUUGGGCAAGCUGGCAGAUGCCAUCCCAGGCUUUGCUGAUGUACUGGUGGUAGAGCACAGUAAUUUAGUGGAUCAUCUGCUGAUAGGCUUGACAUACCCAAAUGAAGGUAUUAGGGCUGCUGUCUGCUACUUGUAUGGCAAGCUGUACUCCUCUCCUGUCGGCACAGAACGGCUCUCGGCACAUUUUGAAGAAAGGCUCUGUGGUCUCUUCUUGAGUACCUUGGGGCGUGCACAGACAAAGGAGCUGCAGGUUAAUUGUCUAGGUUUGCUAAAGGAGCUGCUGAAAUCUGAGCAUUUUGUAUCCAUUAUUAUGAAUAAUUCAAACACAGAGGAGGAGUCUGAGAACCCUGACUUCUUAGAAGGGGAAAAUCCACUGCCACUUGUUCUCAAAAGGUUUUUGUUGACCAGAGAUGAGGUGUUACAGGCAGCAAGUUCUCACUGUAUGGCUGCAGUGAUGGUUCACUCACCCAGCAGAUAUGCUCCUGCCUUUAUCCAUGCAGAUGUCCCAGAAUUCCUGUUUGAGUGUCUCUCCUGCAACAGUGAAAUUCUCAUCUGGUCAGUGUAUUCCUGCCUGCUCCUCCUGACGGAAGAGCGCCUUUUCUUCUCCAAGUGUCACACAGUCUAUGGCAUUGAAUCUCUGCUGAGGAGUCUCCGAGUUGUCCUGCAGCUGAACAAUGUGGAGUUGCACAAACAAGGGCUCCUGCUCCUCACUGAAAUACUGCAACGGCAACCAGUGGAAAUACAAUUAUUCACAAACAUAGGUGUAUGUAGAGAAGCCAUUGAUGUUUUGAUGGAGACAGUGAACUGCCCAGUGUUGGAGGUGGUAGUGGAGGCUGUGGGAGCUGUGGCAGCUCUCCUGAGGAAGGACCAUCUGAGCUGCCCUCCAGUCCCAUAUGAAUUGCUCCAGAAGCUGCUGGAGGCAGUGCUGAAGCGAUGUGCUGACUUUUUCCCACUACAGAGUAGCAAGAGACAUGCAGGUGACCUAUUUGCAGUGUCUCAGAGUCACCCAGCAAACAGAAAUCUCAGCAGAGUUUCUCACAGACAGGGCCAGUUCUUGUUCAACACCUUGGAAAGUUUCAGAAAUGCUUGCAGGUUAGCAGUGGAAUUCCAGAGCGACCCCAUGGCCCAGGAGAAUGCUUUCACUGCCCCCAACUCUGAGAGAAGGGACACACUGAGCAACUUCUCUGAGUUCCUGUUGAGGAUUUGUGACAAUCUCUGCAUCCCCAUGGUCGUGAACUACCUGGAAAGGGCUGUCAGCCCAUCAGUGAUGGAGGUUUUCAUCUCAACACUCAAUACCCUCUUUACAGUGGUGCCAAACAUGCAGAACAAGUUCUCCAAAAAGCUGGAGCAAGAGUUGUCUGAGCUCCUGCAGAAGGGUCUGCCUCAAUUAAACUACACUGUUGCUGAAAGCCUUCUCCUCCUGGCUGAAACCCCUGAACCCUUCACUCUGGACCAGUCUCUUUGCAGCCACCAACACUGCUUCAUACUACUCUUAUACUUUGCAUACACCCUUGGGGACAGGUUUGUCCCAGAAGCAGAGCUAUUUUUAGCUGUAAGAGAUUUCCUCCUAUUGGCACAGGACCAUGGGGACUGUCCCCCUCCAUACAUACUCAGAGCUGCACUUUACCUCCUUGCUGUCUGUCAGGACAAAGGCGAUGCCCUGGACUCGAGGUCAUUGUGUACCAUAAGAAGGAUCCUGGAUAAUCUCCCAGAUCUGAGCUUGGUCUACGUCCAUUGUCCUCUCCUGCUGAAAUUCUUCCUGCAGUACCCUGAACUUAUGGGGAGAUUUGGACACCAAGUCCUCCAACUUUGGUUUUCCUGGGGAGAGCACAAGCGAACUGAGACUGAAGAAGCUGGUCUUGGCACAUCUGAUCAGCUGAAUAGCACUAAUCCUUUACUUCCCAUUCUGAAGAGCAAUUCCAGCAUUUUACUUAUUUUACUGGACCUGGUCUGCGCAAGCUCUGUGGAGGUGGCUUGGAAGGUGUUGAUGACUCUAAGGACCUUCCUGGAAAGAAAUGAGGAUGUGCCUGUCUGUGACCUGCUCCGGAGUCAGUUCCUACAGAUUCUGCAGCAGCUGCUGGUAGAGAGCAGCUCAGCCUCCUUACAAGCUAACAGGAACCUGCCCGUUUUGCUGAGCCUCCUUUUCCUGGUGCAGCUGCGGAGCAAGGAUGUGAGGGAGCUGGACAGUACAGACUUCAAGCUGCUUCACCAGGUCAGUAAUCUCUGUGGGAAAUGCAGUCCAAGGGACACUGACCUCCUGCAGCCAUCCUUGAAUUUUCUGUACUGGAGCCUUCAUCAGACAACACCUUGUAGUCAACAGAGAGCAGUGGCUGUGCUGCUCUCCAAUGUGUCCUUGCUGGAGCUCCUGCAGAAGGUCUUGGAAUGCACCUGGUUGCAGUCCCCUUCCUCUGAACCUGCUUGCCUAUCACCUGAGGAUGCCUUGCUGUGCUCUGGGUGGCUGUUGGUUGCAUCCCUCUUACUUUAUCAGCAUCGCUACAAUACUGAGGUUCACCAGACUCUCUCUCUAGACCUAACAAAAGUCCUGGAUGCAGUCAUUUUCAGGAAGAAGAAGCCAAUCCUCCUGUUAGUGAGCAUCAUGCAAUUCCUGAGAGCUAUCCUGCGACAGAACUUCUCCUCUCUGCUGGUGAUCAUUGGCCAAAACACAGCCCAAGGUGCUGUGCAACCACAGCCAUCAUCACUGCAGGAUGCUGCCCUACACCCCCUGGCCACGCAGCAGGUCUUCUCACUUGUUGUCAGUCUGCAGAACCUUUUGGUGCAUGUCCAGUUGCAGAAAGACUUGCUGCUCUCUCAAGCUGUAGUUGCCUGCCUGGAAACUUUAGUGGAGUACCUGUAUGCCAAGAACCAGGAUGUUGCUCUACAUGUUGCUUCACAGCCCUGGCACCGAUUCCUGCUCUUCACACUGCUCCAUGGGGGCCAGAAGUCCCUUCUGCAGCCAGAAGUUCUCAGGCUGAUGACCUUGUUUCUGAGAUACCAGAGCAGCAAUAUUAUUUCUCAAAAAGACAUUAGCCAGAUUCUCCAGGAGGCAGCAGAAGCCAACUUAGCAGAGCUGCCUGCAGCCACAUCUCAUGCUCUUCAUCUCUUCCUUUGUCAGAUUCAGAGCAGUCACUGCCAGGUGGAGCCAGGGGCCAUUCAGACCUUGCUGGAGCACCUGCUGGGACAGAGAAGCAUUUGUGUGAAACAUCAGGACAUUGUGUAUCCUUUGCUGGAAAUGAGGAGACAUUUGGGAUGCAAGAUGGGUCUCUCUGCUGGGAUUGCCUUCAUCUGUAUGGUAGAGGUGGUGUGA